Pelobates fuscus (common spadefoot toad) is the source of this 1546-nucleotide messenger RNA. RefSeq names its product high choriolytic enzyme 1-like. The record is from RefSeq and is a predicted model, not a curated record. Lineage: Eukaryota; Metazoa; Chordata; Amphibia; Anura; Pelobatidae. The transcript has 13 exons. Gene Ontology annotation, biological process: proteolysis. Gene Ontology annotation, molecular function: metalloendopeptidase activity; zinc ion binding. Bases 48 to 1535 code for a protein of 495 amino acids.
UAGUACAAUUUCAGAACCCCAUUCCAGUAAACCUGCAAGCCAGGGCAAUGGGAUUAUCCAUCUUCUUUACAUUGACCCUCCUUGAGGUGUGUGCCGGCAAUCCGCAUCAGAUUCUCCCAGGAAACGACCCAGGGUCAGGUGCUGCAGAUGUCACCAAAGAUGUGUUCAGUAACAUCUUAACUUCAAAUCAAGACACCUCUCGUUUCAUGAUACAAGGAGACAUUGCUGUGAAAAGAAAUCGGAAUGCCCUGAUUUGUCCAGGAAAAUCGUGUCUGUGGCCGAAAUCUGUGAACGGAUUGGUCCAUGUCCCGUACACCCUAUCUAAUAAUUACACUUCCGAUGAGAAGUACAUCAUUCAAGCAGCUAUGGAUGAGUUGAUGGUUCUAACAUGUAUACAUUUUGUUGUUCGUACCACCGAACGCAACUACCUGAGGAUCCAUCCCAAUGAUGGAUGCUGGUCUUAUAUCGGUCGGGUGGGAGCUGCACAAGAUGUUUCCCUAAUGAAGGCAAGAUGUCUCCAUCGAGGGAUCAUACAGCAUGAACUGAUGCACUCACUGGGAUUCCAACAUGAGCAAUGUCGCAGUGACAGAGACAAGUAUAUUCGCAUUAACUGGGGGAACAUCAGCCAAGAUAAAGAGCGUAAUUUCUACAAAUUAAGCACUCCGAAUCUAGGAACGCCGUAUGAUUACCAGUCUGUCCUACACUACGGCAAGUAUGCUUUCGCUAAUGACGUUUUUAAACCGACGUUGGAACCCACUGUAAAUCCUGAUGCUACAAUUGGUCAACGUAUCGGUCUGAGUUCCCUCGAUGUGGUGAAGAUAAACAAACUGUAUAAGUGCAGUGUGUGCACAUAUCUAUUGCCGGAUCCUCGUGGUGAAUUUUCAUGGAGGUCCAGUCAGUACCCCAAUAUCUCCACCUGUGUGUGGUUGAUUCGAGUGCCGGAGGACAAGGUGUUCCUGCAAUUUGAUACUUUCAGUAUCAAGUCUUCUCCUGCCUGUGUUCAUGGUUAUGUUACUGUCUAUGAUGGUCCAACUAGAGAGUCGCCUCUUCUGUCUCCAAAGACCUGUGGAAACACGCAGCCACUUGUGCUGAUGGCGUCCAGCAAUAUAAUGCGAAUUGAGUUGGCAAGUACUGGGACAGAAGUCAACUUUAAAGCUACUUAUAGUUCUGCAAAAUGUGGUGGCUACUUAACAAAGGCGGCAGGUAACUUUUCAAGUCCAGACUUCCCUUCAAAGUACCCCAACUCCAUGGACUGUUUUUGGAUCAUUUUGGCCACCCCUGGGAAUAAGAUAACAAUUCACAUUGCUCCUUUCAACAUGGAAUUCUCAGUGCGCUGCUCAUAUGACUAUUUACUCAUCCGAGAUGGAUGGAAACAGAAGAAGCGAUGUGGUCUUAUUCCCAAGCUGCAUUUUACGUCUUCCAGCCAGUCUCUGGUCGUCCACUUCCACAGUGAUGCGUCGGUGCAGGCAGAAGGCUUCCACGCCAGUUAUGUCUUCACUGGUACAACACUGAACAAACCAUUCUUUUAUGUGUGAUUUCCAGCCCC